AUGGGCAAGAACAAGAUCCGCAGCAAGGAUAAGGCGAGGAAAGACAAGACCUCUAUAAGCGACACCAAUGGCUCAAGCACUCCCUCGACAUGGACAUCUGACCAUGGGGCUGUCAUAACCAGAUCCACUAGCAAUACAUCUGGUAGCAGGCAGUUACCAACAGAACCCCCCGGGAAAACGCUCUGUGUUCCGACCAUCGCCUCACUCAAAGAUACGACUACAUCCAGCCCUUCCUCCGGCUCAUCGCCGGCUCCUCCGAUAACGCGUGCAAAGCGUGCAGAAGACAAACGAGACUCGGUCAUCUCAAGCACAUGGGAAGGUCCAAAGCAGCUGUCCGGACCUAAAGCUACCACCGCAGCCCGACCUCGAUGGGGCUUCAAGCCUCGCAACUGGUGGCCAUGUCGCACAAUACAAUGGAUAUACCGCUUCUGCGUCGCCCUGACUCGAAUACGCUGGACCGACAAGCAAACCUCCAAGGACCUCAUAUUAACACUCGCCUUCAUCGGUAUAGUCGUGGCCGGUGGCUACGUUGCCCUGGACGUACUGCUCAACGCAAUACCCGGUGUCUCGGCUCAAGCCGUGGAUGGCAACUGCAGCAUCGUCUAUGUCACUGUUCCUGGACCGAUCAUCACCAUUUCGCUCGUUGGUGCGUCGCCGACCAAUCCGGCAAAAGGCACGUACUACUUUUCAGUGGUGAAUAGUACGACGGAGUGGCUGGACAGUAUUGCGCCGCCUAGUCGGUUCAGACGAUGGCUUCACCGUGUCUCUACCCAGUCCUACUACAGGACCGACUCUUUCUGCCGACAUAUCGUCAAGCACCUCCAUGAGCCUGACGAGCAGUAUCGGCAGUUCUGCAAUACCGCCGUCAACGAGUCUCACACGAUCACUAUCUACAUCUUCUCCCCUGUCGCCAAGCAGCUCCGGUUCAUCUACUCUUCCCACCAGCUCAGGCAGCUCCUCCGUCGUGCCAUCGACAGGUUCCACUUCGUCGCCCUCUUUGAUCUCCUCAACCGGGAGUUCCAUUUCGAUACCGGGGAUGUUACCGACUUCAGCUCCAUCAUCCGCUCCAAGCAGUACACCCAGCCCUACAUCGUCGUUGAGCUCUUCGAGUCAGCCUUUGACUAG
Alternaria viburni is the source of this 1125-nucleotide messenger RNA. RefSeq lists its product as uncharacterized. Bases 1 to 1125 code for a protein of 374 amino acids. The record is from RefSeq and is a predicted model, not a curated record. The transcript has 2 exons. Lineage: Eukaryota; Fungi; Ascomycota; Dothideomycetes; Pleosporales; Pleosporaceae.